AUGGGUCUGUGGGUGCGCCUUUGCCCCUGUGUUUGUGGGGCCGACUGGCCUGGGCAAAUCUACAGGUGGUGUUUGCUGCGGUUGGGUUUUGAAAAAUAUGUUGCAAGUUUAGAUCAGCCGGAAGUGCAUCAGAAGCGCAUGGGCAACAUAGUGAUCCGCACGCAACAGCAGCAGCAGCAGCAGCAGCACCAGCAAGAGGCUACUGCCAAUGCGGCGCUCGGCGUCAGCAGUUGGAACAACUGCAUCCGCACCACCCAGUACACCUGGUGGAGCUUUUUGCCUUUGAAUUUAUUGUCGCAAAUUACCCAGCCUGCAAAUUUCUAUUUCUUUGUCAUGGCGAUUCUGCAGAUGGUGCCCGAAAUAAGUGACAGUGAUGGGAUGCCUACUUUUCUCUUUCCCCUGUGCCUCGUUAUGCUAAUUACAGCAGCAAAGGAUGCUUACGAAAACAUAAACAGGGCGCAGGCUGAUCGCGCGGAAAACCGCCGACUCUGCAGUGUAUGUACACCCCACGGCCUGCAGCAGGUGCUCUGGGAGAGUCUCAAGCCCGGCGACGUCAUCAAGUUGAAUGUUGAUGAGUCCGUGCCCGCCGAUGUGGUACUUUUGAAUUGUUCAGACCCCUGUGGGGUCGCUUAUGUAGAGACAGUGCAGCUUGACGGAGAAACGAACCUGAAAAACAAAACCUGCAUUCCAGCUGUAGCCAGAUAUGUCAAUAACGACGAAGACGCUGGAACUAUGAAUCUUGAGAUUCAUUACGAAGUGCCUUCCGCAGAACUGUACAAGUUCUCGGGCACUCUGCUGCUGCUGCCUUCUCCCGAACACAAAGCAGCAGCAGGAGCAGCAAGGAACGAGCACCAAAACACUCGAGGCAACCGCCACGCAGCAGCGUCUCCAGUGGUUUCGACCCACAGCAAUGGGGGGCAGCAUCCCUUGGACAAGCAGCAGCAGCAUCGGCGGACGAUGCAGCAACUGGGGACCACCCGAGGCAGCAAAUGGAACAACAGCAGCAACGUGAACGACAGCACGGUGCAAGAACCUCAAGACGCCCUUGUUGGUAUCAGUAGUGCUGCUGCUGGCUCCCCACACACCUCUCCGCAGCAGCAGCAGCAGUUUGCUGUGGACAUUUCCCAGUUUGUGUGGAGAGGGGCUACAGUGCGCUGCACAGAGUGGGCGUACGGUCUUGUUGUUUACACUGGCCACCAAACCCGAAUAAUGAAGAAUACAAAACAAAGAGAGCUCAAGUAUUCACGCACACAAGUGCUGUACAACCAACAUGCAGUGCUGCUGGCUGUUGCCCAGUUCAUAUUGUGCGCAAUAGCAGCAGUGGUUUAUGCAUCCAAAAACCAGCACCUGUCAGACAACGCAUGGUACUUGGAUACGCGUUGGGAGUCGGGACUGUCAAACUUCCUGACAUCCUUAGGAGUGGCAUUUGGUCGCUACGUGCUGCUGCUGAGUUAUUUCGUGCCUAUAACAUUACUAGUGCAGCUUGAGGUCAGCCGCUGGUGCCAAGCGAGCUUCUUAUCUGCUGAUGAGCGUAUGAAAGCUUCCAGCCGCAGCAGCAGCAGUGGCGUCUUGGGAGCCAGUAGGAGCGGCGCAGCGUCGGGAGAGGAAGGCGGGUCCGGCAGCAGCAGCAACAGCAGCAAGGGUGGCGCAGCAGCACAAUCUGUUGCUUUGAUGGAUGAGCUGGGAAGCGUCACUCACGUGUUUUCGGACAAGACAGGAACCCUCACUCAGAACCUCAUGCAAUUCAGGUGUCUAGGCAUCGAAAACGAGGUCUACGGAUACGAAGAGUUCGAAGAGGAGAAAUCGUUUGUAGUGUCGGAGAGCUGUAGUGAACUGCGUUGCAUGCGCUCUCGCGGCGCUUCUCUGACUUUGUCUGUCUGCGAAACUGAAGUGUUGAAGAAAGGAAAGAAGAAAGAUAAAGCAGCGAAAGAUGUGAAUGUGUCGCCCAAUGAGCACGUUGACUUUGACGCGAAGAAUUUCCACGAGAAAAUUGCAGCAGCUUCAAAAGAGCAUCAAAGAAAGGCUCGAGACGCUCUGAUGGUUUUGGCUUUGUGUCAUUCUGUUCUGCCGAAACCUUCGGCACCUCUGCCUGAGCGGUUGGACAUUUGCUGCACUGCGGAACCGGCCUCUGGAACUGAUGCUUCUGCAGCUGAUGCUGCUGCUCCAAGUGAUGGUACUGCAGGUGCUGAGGCUAGGGAAGCAGUGCUGCAGGUGCAGCAGCAAGAGCAACUACAAAAGCAUCAGGAACGAGACCAGCAGCAGGAGGAAAAGCAUCAGGAGGCGGUGGAUGGGGAGUUCCAAAAAGCGAAUCAGAGGGAAGAAGAUCAACAGACGCAGCAGGCACACGCACACGUGCAACUAUCGCCGGACGCGGAUUCACCUGGGAAAGCGCCAGCAGCAGAACCUGCUGUUGACGCCACUGCAGCAGGUUCUGCUGCUGUUGACGCCACUGCAGCAGCGCCAAGAGCAACGGCAGGGACUCCUGCUGUUUCUGCUUUGAAAAAGAGGGCCGUUUCUGUCCGUUCUGUAUCCCUCUUGCCGUCCUUCGAUUUGGAAGAUGGACCAAGAGGAGGAAAAAAUGCCGAAACUCAUGGAGGCGGCGACAGUGUUGCUUCUCGCGGAGGUGCUGCUGAAAGCGCUUCUCCACCCAUGCCUCACGUCUUUGACCCGCCGACAGAACACCAUGGAAGGACCUGCAGCAGCCGAAGCAGCAACAGCAGCAGUAGAGUGAGGGUGCGUGGCAGUACCAGUUACAGCAGCUGCUACAGCAGCAGCUACUACAGUGACAGCAGCAGCAGCAGCGAUCUCAGCAGCAACAACAGUGAUGGGGAGGACAAAGGUUUCUGCAAACCACGCGUUGGUGCUGCAGCAGGCCGCAGCUCCCGCUGCAGCAGCGCAAGGCUCAACAGCCUCCAGCGACAGUUCAGCACCAACAGCAACAGCGGCUUGCGGAAAACACACUGCUUUCGGUACAAGAGGGUACCAUCGCUGCAUAUGGAAGCACCACGCUUUAAACCUGGUGCAGCCGCUGGUGGCGCGCUUGACCCUUCGGUCAGAACUCCUUCUGCUCGAGAGAGCCCCUCUUUGCCAGACCCAGCAGCAGCAUUAGCAGCGGCGGGGCCGCAAGUGCCGACUGCAGCGUCGCCAUCAAUUAGUUUGCGGUCCCAGUUGUGUCCAGCUUCCUCUCAGCAGCAGCAGCAGCAGCAGCAGCAGCAGCAGCAGCAGGCAGACGUGACCUUAUGCCAUUUCCCCUUGGAGCUGGCAGCAGCCUACGACGCUUCCAGCCCGGACGAGCUGGCCCUGACAGCAGCAGCAAAGCACUUGGGGGCAGAAUUUGUUUGCAGGCCGAACUUGAACGCGAUCCAGCUAGCUGUGCGCUCCGAGCUAGCGGCAGAGGCUCUCCUGAGCGAUGCAGACCGUCGCCGCAUAGAAGCCCUAGCUACUGCCCACAAUGAGCAGCAGCAAAAGCCGCAGGACGUGGUGCCUGUAGUGAACAUAGAGCUGCUGGAGGUGCUUGAGUUCGACAACUACCGCAAGCGAAUGUCUGUCGUCAUCAGGGACCGCAACGGGCGGCUGCGGCUGCUUAUCAAGGGAGCAGACACAAGCGUCUUUGCUGUUGCUGCAGCAGGACAGGAGGAAGCAAUUGCUGCAUGCAAAAUGCAGCUGGGCGAGAUGGCGCAGAGGGGGCUCAGGACCCUCGUGCUUGGACAGAGAUUCAUAUCCGAGAGGCAAUUCGAAAAGUAUCAGAUGGAGCUGAUGGCGGCCAAGGACCAAACGGGAGAGAGCAAAGAGGCAGCAGUUGCUGCUGUCUUCGCCCGCAUGGAGAGAAAUAUUGAGCUCUUAGGCUGUACCGGCAUCGACGACAAGCUGCAGGACGAGGUGGUGGAAACAAUUGCAGACUUGAAAGCUGCUGGAGUCAAGGUGUGGGUUUUGACGGGGGACAAAUUGGAAACGGCGAUCAGCAUCGGCCACAGCUGCAGCUUGCUGACGGACUUCACAUACAAUGCAAUAGUAGAUGGAAAGAGCGCAGAGGCCGUCAGAGAGCAGCUCCACCAAUACAUGUCGUAUAUAGUGGCGGCCCAACUGGCGGCAGAUGCCUUUGAAGUCAUUGCACUGAAGGCUCUGCAACAACAGCCCUCCGAGGUCAGCGACGAGCAACACAGCAUUUCCCCCGAGCAGCAGCAGCAGCAACGGCGCGGCAUCCGCUGCAGUAAAUCCCCCGCUGUUUGCUUUAGGGCUCCCGGAGGCGGGGCCGACAGUGCGUCGGUGCACAGGGCUCGCAAAGCAGAGCCUCCUACGAUUCCUUGGGAGUCCUUCGUUAAAAUUUUGACAUUCAAUGCGACCAAGAAGGUCGUCAAGGCGGACCCAAAACAGCGUCGGAACAAGCGCCUUUCCCCGCAGCAAGUUGAAGACAUCGUCCAGGAGUACCUGGAGCACUUCGAAAGAGACAGCGAAGAGGGGAAAGCGCGGGAAAAGAAAAUGAAAAAAGAAGGACAGAGAAGGAAGAGUCUUUCUCGCAGUAAGAGCAAGAGGGACGAGGCCUUGGCAGCUGCGGCAGCUGCGGAUCCGGGCGCUGCUGCACCAGCUGCAGCAGGAGUAGCGUCCGAGGAGCCAACGCUCAGACAUGCAACCGGCGGCGCAGCAGCAGCAACAGAAACAGAAGAGGAGCAGCAGCUGAUCUGCCGAUCUACUACGGACAAGAGCACAACUGACAGACUUAACCCCUCCAGCACGUCCAUUGAGAUUCCGGCAGUUCAGGGAUAUCAGGAGUGUGCUAUUACAAUAACUGGGGAGGCUUUGACGCAUGCGCUGUCAACAGCAGAAAACAGGCGAUACUUCUUUGGCUUGGCUUCUCUUUGCAAUACCCUCAUUGCUUGCAGAGUCUCGCCGAAGCAAAAGUCGGAGGUCGUACACUACUGCCAGAGGUACCAAAGCAACACAGUAUCCCUAGGCAUAGGAGACGGAGCUAACGACGUGGGCAUGUUAAUAGCAGCAAAUGUAGGCGUGGGCAUAAGAGGCAAGGAAGGGCUACAGGCUGUACGCGCAGCAGAUUUCUCCAUUACUGAAUUCAAGUACUUGAAGAACUUGCUGUUUUGUCACGGGGCUGAGGCUCUUCGCCGCAACUCAUUCCAAAUAUAUCAGACGAUAUGGAAGAACGUGGUUUUCGGGUUGGCAGAUUUCUUUUACGCCUUUGUCUCGGCCUGGUCGGCCGCUGACCUGUUUAAUUCAUGGCUUAAACAACUCUUUAAUGUGUUGUACACCACACUGCCCGUGGUACUUUACUCCAUCUUCGACAGACAGCUGCCGAUGGAGGUCACCCUGCAAACUCCAGUACUCUACCCAGCUUUUGCGAAGCUGGGAGUCCAGCGGUUUGCAGGUGCGGGUUUAUUUUGGCGCUGGUUCGUCUACGGCUUGUUCACAGCAUGCUGCUGUGUCUUUAUUCCUCUCUACGGGCUGGGGUGGGGUGGCGUAAACCUUGGAAACGAUGGUCAUUUGAGCCUCACAGUUCGGUUUGAAGGCAGUUGCGUUUUUUGGGUGAUAAUUGUGGUGUGCAACUUGAUUAUCAUUCCAUACCUGCACACGUGGUUUUGGUUUAUAUGGCUAGCAGUGUUCUUGGACUUUGGAUUCUGGUUUUUGUCCGCGGGAGUUUGCCCUUUGGUCCCUGGAGAAUACUGCCCCGAUUUGUACGGAGCCCUGCGAGCGACGCACAUCUUCAGCCGCCACUACUUCGCAGUGGCUCUAGCGGUGGUGGUGGUGCUGUUGCCUCCUUUCCUGAAUUGGUUUUAUGAGACAAUGUUUCGGCCUUCUGCCCAAUGCAUUAUUCGAGAACGCAUUGCCUUAGGCGUAUUUGACGUUGUAGUCGCCCCGAGAGGAAACGCAAAGACAGUUGUUGUGGUCCCGAAAACUCGCAGUGAAGAAUGGAGAGGAUACGCAUUUGCUGAGCAGGACCGUACUCGUCUGGGGCACCACCGUCUGUCUCUGAUGCACUACAGCAGCAGCGCACUGCCGCAGAACUCCGCUGGAAUGGAAGCAGCAGCAGCUGCUGCUGCUGCAUCUGCUUCGCGGCUCAACAAGGGCUUGUCACAACAGAACAGCAGCAGCUUGCGGGCAGGCAGCAGCUGCGGUACGUUGCCGCUUUUGCCAGCAAGCAGGCGCUCUCAGUCUGCUGCUACGAACGCAGCGCUGCGCAGCACGUGA
This is a messenger RNA of Eimeria tenella, 6198 nucleotides long. Its product is annotated as P-type ATPase, putative. The record is from RefSeq and is a predicted model, not a curated record. NCBI's taxonomy places the organism in Eukaryota, Apicomplexa, Conoidasida, Eucoccidiorida, Eimeriidae. The transcript is spliced from 18 exons. The coding region runs from base 1 to 6198 and encodes 2065 amino acids. Gene Ontology annotation, cellular component: plasma membrane. Gene Ontology annotation, molecular function: ATP hydrolysis activity; ATPase-coupled intramembrane lipid carrier activity; ATP binding. Gene Ontology annotation, biological process: phospholipid translocation.